UUUUUGUGGGGUUGGGAUAUAUUGGGGUCACCUGUAGGUCUCCGUUGGGGUCCCAAGGGGGUCAGCUGUGGGUCUGGGGGUGCUGUGGAGGGAUACGGAUGGUUGUGAGGGGUCUGUGUGGGGUGUCAGUGGGUCUGGAAUGUCUCAAAGUGUAACUCUGUGGGAUGGUGUUGAGUCUUGGAGGGAUUGGGGGGUUACCCGUGUGUCUGGGGGGGGUCUUGGGGGGAUGCCUGUAAGUUUGGCAAGGUUGUGUGAUGUGCAGGGGGCAAUAGGGGGCUUGAAGGGGGCUCUAUGGGAUGCCUGUGGGUCUCAGAGGGGAGCUGUAGGUGUGUGUGUGGGGGGGUGUGCGUUGGUCUGGGGCAUCUCAAGAGAGGGAAUCCAGCAUUGGAUCUUGGGGGGACCUAGGGGGCAUGUGUACGUCUGGGGGAUGGGGAUCAAGGGACUCUGGAGGGGCUCUGUGGGACACCAUUGGGUCUGGGGGUGCUCUGGAGGGAUAUGGAUGGCUGUCCAUCCAUCUGGAGGGGUCUGUGUGGGCUCUCAGUGGGUCUGGGACAUCUCUAAGUGGGGUCUGGUGUAGCUCUGUGGAAUGGUGUUGAGUCUUGGAGGGAUUGUGGGGUUGCCUGUGUGUCUAGGAGGGGCCUUGGGGGGCGCCUGUAGGUUUGGCAAGGCUGUGUGGUAUGCAGGGGGCAAUGGAGGGUCUUUAAGGGGGCUUUGUGGGGUGCCUGUGGGUCUCAGAGGGCUCAAGGAGGGGAGAUGUAUGUUUGUGUCGGGGGGGGUGUAUACAUUACUCUGGAGCAUCUCAAGAGAAGGAAUCAACCAUUGGAUCUUGGGGGUCCUAUGUGUGUGUGGGGGAGGGGGAUCAAAGGACUCUGGAGUGUGGGACACCUGUGAGUGUGGGGGCAGGCGAGGGAGACAUUUGGGGCUCUCAAGAUCUCUAAGGGGGUUCAAAAGGUUUUGGGGGGGCUCUGGGAUGGCACAAGAGAGUCUGGAGGGAACUCUAAGGGGUCUCUGUGGCAACUCGGGGCUCUAGAGGGGCAUUUGUGGAUUUGGGGCAUCUACAGGAGGAAGUUCAAGGUAGCUCUAGGGAGCAUCAUUGGAUCUGCAGGGCCUGAAGGAGGGCUGAGGGCAUGUUUGGGGUGCUGAGGGGUCUCUGUGGGCUCAGGGAGCUCUUGGGGGCACCUGUAGGUUUACACUGGGGUGCUCUGGAAGGAUGUUUGGGGCUGUGCGAGGUCUCUAAGGGGAUUUGAGUGUCUUUCAUCGGGACCUGUGGGUCUGGGGAUGGCACUUUGGGCUCUGAGGCAGUUUCUUGAGGGGGUGUCGGGGUUGUAGGGUUUGGAGAGGGGGCACUGGGCUAGGGGGUCGUUUGUAGUGGGGAAACAUUUGGGGCUGUGGGAACUUUGAGUGGGGGUGCUGUGGGUGUGGGAAUUGAGAGAGAUAAUAGGGUAAACGUGGAUUUUGGAGAAGCUGUAAAGAUUUUGGGGGGACAGCUAGGGUGUAAUGAGGGAAAGGGAAGCAGGGACUGUGUAUGAUAUGGGGGGGGGUCCCAUAUCCCUCCAGAUGCCCCGGCACUGCUCCGCCGCCGGCUGCUGCACCCGCGACACACGGGAGACCCGCAGCCGAGGGAUCUCCUUCCACAGGCUGCCCAAAAAGGACAACCCCCGUCGGGCUCUGUGGUUGGAGAACAGCCGACGACGGGAUGCGAGCGGGGAGGGCCGCUGGGACCCAGCCUCCAAGUACAUCUACUUCUGCUCACAGCACUUUGAGAAAAGCUGCUUUGAGAUCGUCGGCUUCAGCGGCUACCACCGCCUGAAGGAAGGUGCUGUCCCCACCGUCUUUGAAUCCACCUCCCCCAGGCCCCCCCGGACCACAAAGCCCAGACCCCCCCCACCCGAUGCUGAUACCCCAAAGCCCCCCCGGGGAGUCACCAGGAAGUGGAGACGGGAUCCCCCCACAUCCUCCCCAGAUCCCCCCUUCUCCACCGACGUCUCCUGCUUCCCCCGUGAAGGCGAAGACCCUGCUGGUGUCCCAGCACUCCCUGGUCCCUCGGGCGCCCGCGGUCAUCUCCCAGAUACUCUUUUGGUGACAACAGAGGACGAAGAAACCAUCACCCUCCCUGAAGAGGACCCCCCUGGACCCUCCCGCCCCGUUUCUCCUUCUCUCUACAUGCUGCGCUUGCCGCCACCAGCUGGCGCCUACAUCCAGAGUGAGCACAGCUACCAGGUGGGCAGUGCCCUGCUCUGGAAACGCCGUGCCGAAGCUGCCCUGGAUGCCCUGGAUAAAGCCCAGAGGCAGCUCCAGGCCUGCAAACGUCGGGAGCAGAGGCUGAGGCUGAGGGUGGGUGAGCUCCAACGGGAGCGCCGGGCCCUACCCGAGUGCCGCAGGACCCCCAAGGAGCCACAACUGCUCAGUGGUGGACAGUGAGGGUGUAAAUAGAGAAAACACUUUUGCCUUUUUUUUUGUUUGUUUUUAUGGAAAAAAAUCAAGGGGACAGCUCGCAUCUGGAGGCAAGGAUUAAGGAUGGCGUUCCCCGGUUGGAUUUGCUCACCAGGAAACUGUUAUAGGGAGAAGUCGACCAAAUUGGUGAGCUAAUUUAUGAGUGUGUCAACCUGUGUUUGUGGGGAGCUUGGAGCUGACUGAGGUGCUUGAACUAACAGAAAAUUGGGUGGAGGGAAAUAAAUCAGUUCUGUGCUGUA
Molecule: messenger RNA, 2693 nt
Organism: Phasianus colchicus (ring-necked pheasant)
Lineage: Eukaryota; Metazoa; Chordata; Aves; Galliformes; Phasianidae
Source: RefSeq, a predicted model, not a curated record